UCUCUUUUAAAGAUCGAACAGCAGAUCGAACUCAGAGGAUCCCGGUUCCAACUGCUCCCGGGGUGAUUACUAGGCGAGGAUGGGACGGUGUACGCUGGUAUUGCUGCUGUGCACGGCCCUGGUCGGUUUGCUGCCGUGUGGGUACACGUGGCGUGAAUACCGAAUACGGCGCAGCAUCGACCUGUCGUCGACGAACCAGCUGAUCCUGGACGUGCGCCUACCAACGGACCUGGUACCGGUGAGCUACUCGCUGUACCUGCACCCGGACCUCCAUCGAGCUACCUUCACCGGUAGCGUCAACAUCACGAUGCUGUGCACCAAGCGCACCAACCAGAUCACCCUGCACGCACACCACGAUUUGCGUGUGGACGAGGUGAACCUGGCGGUGGUACCGCUACCAGCACCGCGAGGCGAACCGGACGCUGCAGUUCCAGCGCCAUCGCCCCUACGGAUCCGGCGCGUUGACCGUGUACCGAAGAAGCCACUGCUGGUGAUCUACUUCCACGACGAUCUGGUCGUGGGGACCAGCUACGAGGUGCGGCUCCACUUCAACGGUAACAUCUGGGAGAACACGGAGGGCAUCUUCGAGGGCAAGUACCGUCAGCGGGCACCGAAACCGACGGUCGACGGUGAUACCACGAAACACGACGAUGACGGCGAUGACGAUGACGACACCCUAAGCUCGGAACACAAGUACAUCGGUACCUACUUCCGGCCCCACAACGCGCGCCGCGUUUUUCCCUGCUUCGACGAGCCCGCGUACAAGGUACCGUUCCAGGUGGCGAUCGUGCGACCCAAGACGCACCAUGUCCUCUUCAACACCGAGCUGCUGCGUACGGAGGAGCUCGCCCCCGGUUCCGGCUCACCGCUCGACGUGAUCGACGUGUUCGAACGGACCCCCCCGAUGUCGACGUUCGCGUUCGGUUUCCUCGUGUCCGACCUGACGCAGGUCCGACCGCAGGACGCGACACCGUCCGGAUCGAACGACACCAGCCCGGUGGUGGCCGGUCUGAAGCAGGUGCGCAUCUGGGCACGGUCGGACUUUCACGCGAACGUCGCACAGGUAGGCGAGCGCGUCCGGCUGAUACUGGGCAAGCUGGAGGCGUACUGGGGUGUGGCGCUACCGCUCGACAAGCUGGACAUUGUCGCCCUGCCAGGCUUCUCCUACGUCAAACCGGCCGACAACUGGGGAUUGAUCGUGUUCAAGGAAAGUGAACUGCAGCAGGGGUACUACAGUUUAGCCCAGGAGCUGAUCUAUCAGUGGCUCGGCUCGUGGAUUACGCCGCACUGGUGGAGCGAUGCGCACGUGAACAAGGCAAUCGCCGGCUUCCUCUCGGCCGACACCGCCAUCCAGAUCGACGGUGCGCCCGAGUUCGAGGGCAAGUGGCCGAUGACGAUUCUCUACUCGAUCUACUACGAGUUCAGCAAGCGCUACCCGCACUCGCGCAUCACCGCGAUGAAGCAGGAGACGACCUGCAGCAAAACCGAGCUGGUCCUGCGCAUGCUCAACUUUACGCUCGGUGGCGACACGUUCCGCCAGGGGCUGCAGAAGUUCAUCCAGCACCGGGAAUACCGGACGUUCUACGGUGACGAUGUCUGGGAGGCACUGACCAAGCAGGCGCACCUGGAUGGCCGCCUAUGCGAGUCGGUCACCGUGAACGAGAUCGUCGACUCGUGGAUCACCAAGGAUCGCAUCCCGAUGGUGCGGGUGGUGCGAGCGUACGAGAAGGGUACGGCCACCGUCACCCAGCGGUUGUACCUGCGUGAACGUCCGCACGAUGUGCCGGAACAGGACAAAAUGCUCUGGUGGAUACCGCUGGUGAUCGUGACGCAGGAUACGCUCGAUUUCACCAACACCAGUGCGACCAAGUGGAUGAAGCAGGUCCGUGAGGUCGAGCUCGAUGAGAUGCCGGCCGCCGACCAGUUCAUCAUCGUCAACCCGGAAGAGAUCGGUCCGUUCCCGGUUAACUACGACGAGCGGAACUGGAACAUGCUCGCCGCUUACCUGCAGACGGAGGCAGGUCGACACCGGAUUCCGCCCUACACCAGGGCCAAGCUGCUGCACGAUGCGUGGAAUCUGGCGUACGCCGGUGAUCUGAACUUCGCGACCGCCUUCAACAUGACGCUGUUUAUGCUGCACGAGCGUAACCAUCUGGUGUGGAAUCCCGUGUUCACGCUGAUCGAUCAUAUCGGACGUCACAUCGACAUGUCGGCCGUGCACAAGAAGUUCGAGACGUACGUCCGGACGCUGCUGACGCCACUGUACGAGGAGCUGGUGGGCGCCAGCCAGUCGACCGAGCACGAGGAAAGCUGGGAGACGAACCUGCGCUCCCUCGCCAAGAGCUUCCUGUGUCGCGCCGGCUACAAACCGUGCAUCGAGGAGGCGCAACGCGCGUUCCGGAAGUGGAUGGAAAGUGCCGAUCCGGAAAUGGGCAACCCCGUCGCCAACCAGUACAUCUGCCCGGUGUUCAAGUGGGGCACCCGGGAAGAGUGGGAGUUCGGGCUGCAGCGGGUCAUCAACUUCCCGGAGGGGCGCGUCAAGAGCGAGCGGACCUACCUGCUGAAGACGCUCGCCGGCUGCCCGAGCCAACCGUCCAAGAUCGAGCGGCUGCUCACGAUCACGGUGCUCGAGAACAAUGGUAACUUCACCGACAAUGACAUCAGUCUGAUCUUCAAGAUGCUAUCGGGCGGUUCCACCGGUUACACCACCCUCUUCAACUUUCUCAAGAACAACUGGGAUACGAUCAAGCUGCGAUUCAAUGAUCGGGAGUCACUGUGGGACAACAUGAUCAACUCGGCGACCGGUCUGUUCACCACGCAGGAGGGCUACGAUCUGGUGUCCCGUCUGUACGUCCAGCACCAGGGUGAGUUCGGGACGGCCGAGCACAUCAUCGAGAAAUCGCUGAAAAACAUCAAGGAGGAGACGAAGUGGAGCGACGAGAACCUGCCGGUGAUCGAGCAGUGGCUCGACACGUUCCUCGCGACCAACGGUGUCGCGAACCAAAAGUUCUACGGCUAAGGGCGGCUCUAGACCUCUCAGCAGCAGCAGCAGGAGCAGCACUUCACUGAGGCUAAUACUAGGCGCGUUCGAAACCACUACUACCACUACUAUUAUUACUACUACUACUACUACUGCUACUACUACUUCUA
Messenger RNA from Anopheles darlingi, 3150 nucleotides. Its product is annotated as aminopeptidase N. The coding region runs from base 80 to 3019 and encodes 979 amino acids. The record is from RefSeq and is a predicted model, not a curated record. Gene Ontology annotation, biological process: proteolysis; peptide catabolic process. The transcript has 7 exons. NCBI's taxonomy places the organism in Eukaryota, Metazoa, Arthropoda, Insecta, Diptera, Culicidae. Gene Ontology annotation, molecular function: zinc ion binding; metalloaminopeptidase activity; peptide binding. Gene Ontology annotation, cellular component: cytoplasm.